This is a messenger RNA of Aspergillus saccharolyticus JOP 1030-1, 1942 nucleotides long. Its product is annotated as ribosome-binding protein NMD3. The record is from RefSeq and is a predicted model, not a curated record. Gene Ontology annotation, cellular component: nucleus; cytoplasm. Gene Ontology annotation, biological process: ribosomal large subunit export from nucleus. The transcript is spliced from 4 exons. Gene Ontology annotation, molecular function: ribosomal large subunit binding. NCBI's taxonomy places the organism in Eukaryota, Fungi, Ascomycota, Eurotiomycetes, Eurotiales, Aspergillaceae. The coding region runs from base 193 to 1770 and encodes 525 amino acids.
CGAAAGGGUCAUGCAGCUAUCGAUAACCGACUAGUUAAGUGCAAACAGGACAUACCGCUGAGUCAGCCCGCUGACUGGCAGGUGGCGGGGCAAAAAAAAAUACCGAAUUCGAUCUCGCAGCAACUCCUCAAUCUCCGACUCUUCAACUCUUCAGCCCGUGGUGGAUUUUACGGUUUGUGUCCGGGUAUCAAGAUGUCGAUGGAUUUGGAUGACUCGGUUCCCAUGUUGGGGCUGCAGGACCAGCCUCCGGUCGCUGCGACCAUUCUUUGCUGCAACUGCGGUGCCCCCAUCGAUGGAACCACUUCCGCGGGUGCUAUGUGCCAGGACUGUCUGAAGCUCAAUGUUGACGUUACUCAGGGCAUCCAGCGCGAGUCGACCCUUCUCUGCUGCAAAGACUGCGAGCGGUGGCUGCAGCCCCCCAACCAGUGGGUAGUGGCAACCCUCGAGUCCAAGGAACUACUCGCCCUCUGUCUGCGCCGUCUUCGUGGCUUGUCCAAAGUCCGCAUCAUCGACGCCAACUUCAUCUGGACCGAACCCCACUCGAAGCGCAUUAAGGUCAACAUCACAAUCCAGCAGGAGGCCUUCCAAGGCACGAUUAUCCAACAAUCAUUCGAGGUGGAGUAUGUUGUGGCUGGUCAGCAGUGUCCUGAUUGUCAGAAGAGUUUCACCCCGAAUACGUGGCGAGCUGCAGUCCAGGUCCGACAAAAGGUGCCCCACAAGCGCACUUUCCUUCAUCUAGAGCAGUUGAUUUUGAAGAAUGGCGCCCACAAGGAUACGGUCAAUAUCAAAGAAGCCAAAGAUGGUAUCGAUUUCUACUUCGCGCAGCGAAACCACGCCGAAAAGAUGGUCGACUUCCUCGCCUCUGUGGUUCCGUGCAAGAUGCAGAAGUCCCAGGAGUUGAUUUCCAUGGACGUCCACACCAGCACCAAAUCCUACAAACACACUUUCUCCAUCGAGUUGAUCCCUAUUUGCAAGGAUGACCUCGUCGCGUUGCCACUCAAGCUGGCCCGCCAGCUCGGAAACAUCUCACCCCUUACUCUUUGCCACCGCGUUGGAAACACCGUCAAUUUCCUCGAUCCGGCUACCCUUCAGACCGCUGACGUUCAAACCGGCGUCUACUGGCGGUCGCCGUUCAAGAACCUUGCGGAUGUCACUCAGUUGAAGGAAUUCAUCAUCCUGGAUAUCGAGCUUACGGGCCAGACUAAUGGUCGGUACCAUCUUGCCGAGGCCACCGUCGCUCGCGCCGCAGACCUUGGCUCCAACGAUACUACCUACUUCACGCGGACCCACCUGGGCGGCAUUCUGCACCCCGGCGAUUCCGUUCUCGGUUACCACCUCAGCGGAACCAUUUUCAACGAUGAUAAUUUCGACGCCAUCGAACAGAGCCACCAGUACGGCUCGACCAUCCCCGACGUCGUCCUCGUCAAGAAGUUCUACGCCCGCAAGAAGAAGCCGAAGAGCCGUACCUGGCGCCUCAAGCGCAUGGCCCGCGAGUACGAAGAGGAGGCCCUCGCCGGUGCUGGUCAACCCAGUCGCAAGAAGGAGCAAGAAGCCAACCGUCUGGAGGAGGACUUUGAGAUGUUCUUACGCGACGUCGAAGAAGAUGAGGAGCUCCGACAGACUCUGGAUCUGUACAAGGUCCGGAAGCAGCGCCCAGCGGCGGAUGCUAUGGAUGAGGACGAGGACAAUGAGAGUGAGGAUGAGGUGCCACAGAUUAACAUGGACGAGCUGCUUGAUGACUUUGACGAGCUGAACAUGGAUGACGAAUGAGCUUUUUGCGAGUAAUAUCCCUGAUGAUCAUGGCUGGUGUUUAUAUUCUUACUUUUUUUGAGGGCUCCUGUUGAUACCUGUUGAUGAAAAAGUGUUCUUCCCGUUUUGUUCAUAGCAUUCAUGACUGCAAAAAGGCCGUCAGCUUGGCAAUAGAUUUUAUCUUUUACUCGAG